Molecule: messenger RNA, 1069 nt
Organism: Drosophila suzukii
Lineage: Eukaryota; Metazoa; Arthropoda; Insecta; Diptera; Drosophilidae
Source: RefSeq, a predicted model, not a curated record
UAAUAGAUGAAGAUAUCUAAAAACGUGUCAAGGAUUUGUCACCACAAAUAUUGUCAAUCUAUGAUGUCCAAGUUUUCAUUAGUUAAAUGCACUUCGAAGUGCAUAUUUUUAAACUAUCAUUUUUUACUUUCACCUUAAUCGUGGCUAUGCAUUCGACACCAUAAAUAUUGCCAAUCUAUGAUGUCAAAAUUUUCAUUAGAGUAAUGCACUUCGAGGUGGAUAUUUUCAGGUUUACAAUUUUUCUAUCAGCUUAAUCGCGGCUGUAACCUCUUGUAUAAUGUUCGGGGUACUUCGUCAGUUAAAUACUCCAAAACUUUCCGCUGGAAUUCUGCGAUGGAGUCUUUACAUAUUCAGAUUUAUGGGAGCAGUGGGCUUGAGACUUAAAACCACUUCUGAUAACCGAGUGGCGGUGGAGGAUAGUUCGCUCAAGUGGAAGUGGUCUUCUGCCAUUAUUCGCAUAGGAUGUCAAACUAUAUUUAUGACAAUGUUCUUCAGUUGGGAUGUGCCAAACGUUGAGUAUACGGAACACUUUCUACACCUUAACCGUUUCGUGCUCCAAUUUGGCUGUUGUAUGUCCAUCCUAAGAUUGCAGAUAUUGCAAGGACAAGAGGUCACUAAGUUGGUGAAUAAUUUACUACAACUUUUUCGACGAGUUCAAGACUUUUGCAAUGGAAAUCAUAAUGGCUUUGGAGGAAAAAAUGAACUAAUAGUUUUAUUUUUUAUGAUACUCAGCUUCAUACACGAGGAGAUCUACAUCCUAAAUUUGAUUAAACCCUAUUGGAACCCGCGUGAAAUAAUUGCCGUAUUUGCUGACACCUAUUUAUCCUUUGGCAUUAAAACGCUCACAUACUUCGCCUGUUUGUGGUAUAUAAGUUUGGCCCUGCUAUAUAGCGAUAUAAACGAUUUUGUUAGAUCCGAACUGAGGACUUUGGAUUUACAGCCGACUAAUGGAAAACUUAGAAAGACCCGAAAAAACGUUAGAAAGUGUUUGGAUCUUUACAGGGACCUUAAUUCCUUAGCAUCUGCAUUCCAAAAAUCAUUAUCCGAAGCAAAUAUGAUAUGAUUCUCU